AUGGCGGAUUUAAGUCACACGGAAAGUCUUGAAAAAAUUUUAGAAAAACACAUACCGGAAAAUGAAUUGAAAGAAGUUAAAAGAAUUUUAUACGGAAGAGAAUUACCACCAUUGGAAAUACCGGCGGAAGCUCAGGGACUAUCGGAAAAACAUGAUUUUGAAAUUCAAGGUUAUAAAUUUCCCGCACCCGUUGAAGAAUUGAGAACACCGAGAGUAGUUAGAAUUGCCGGAAUACAAAGUAAAAUCGUUUUACCCACAACGGCCAAUUUAAAAGAACAAAGAGAUGCGAUACAUAAUAAAAUUGGUAAAAUAAUCGAAGCUGCUUAUCAUUGCGGUGUUAACGUCGUUUGCAUGCAAGAAUUAUGGAAUAUGCCCUUUGCCUUUUGCACUCGUGAAAAAUUUCCAUGGUGUCAAUUUGCGGAAUCUGCUGAAAAUGGACCGACUACGUUGUUCCUACAGGAACUCGCAAUCCGUUACAACAUGGUCAUAUUAUCCUCGAUAAUGGAAAGAGAUGAAAAUCAUGGUGACAUGUUGUGGAAUGCAACCGUCGUUAUUGAUAAUCACGGAAAAGUUUUGGGAAAACAUCGUAAGAAUCACAUACCGAGAGUUGGAGAUUUUAACGAAAGCAAUUAUUACAUGGAGGGUAAUUCGGGACAUCCGGUUUUCCAGACCGAAUUCGGAAAAAUCGGAAUAAAUAUUUGUUUCGGACGUCAUCAUCCACAAAAUUGGAUGAUGUUGGGUCUUAACGGUGCGGAAAUUGUUUACAAUCCGAGCGCGACCGUCGGUCACGUGAGCGAACACAUGUGGGGUAUAGAAGCGAGAAAUGCCGCCAUUGCUAAUAAUUAUUUCACCGUCGCCAUUAACAGAGUCGGAAUCGAACAUUUUCCGUUUGAAUUCACUUCCGGUGAUGGUAAACCGGCACACAAAGAUGUCGGUUACUUUUACGGUUCGACUUUUGUCACCGGACCCGAAGGAUCUCGCACGCCGGGUUUAUCGAGAACUAGAGACGGUUUGAUGAUUGCCGAAAUCGAUUUGAACGAGUGUCGACAAGUAAAAGAUUUGUUUUCGUUCAGAAUGACUCAAAGAUUGGAACUUUAUGCGGAUUCUUUCAAAAAAGCUUCUCACAUUGAUUACAAACCACAAAUCGUCGAAUGA
Messenger RNA from Pediculus humanus corporis (human body louse), 1155 nucleotides. Its product is annotated as beta-ureidopropionase, putative. NCBI's taxonomy places the organism in Eukaryota, Metazoa, Arthropoda, Insecta, Psocodea, Pediculidae. Bases 1 to 1155 code for a protein of 384 amino acids. Gene Ontology annotation, molecular function: beta-ureidopropionase activity. The record is from RefSeq and is a predicted model, not a curated record. The transcript has 6 exons.